Darwinula stevensoni is the source of this 2178-nucleotide messenger RNA. NCBI's taxonomy places the organism in Eukaryota, Metazoa, Arthropoda, Ostracoda, Podocopida, Darwinulidae. The record is from the annotation of a GenBank genome assembly.
AUGGCUCAUCGCGCAAAAGACUUGAAGCUGCCGUUUAUCGCCCCGUUCACCGCGGAACUCAUAUGGACGCGGUUCAACAUGACCUUGAUGCAAAGGAUUAAGGUCAAGGAACUCUACUGGGGUAAGCGGUAUCCAAUUUUGAAGCUCCUCAAGAACAUGGGAAUAAAAAAUUUCAGGGGUGUCAAGGACGACAAAAUGGGGAUAUACAUAGAGAGAAACGACACAGACGAUGGACUUUACUUGGUGGCUACAGGCAAGAAUAAUCCAGAAGAUUACACUCGCAUCCUGCGCUGGAAUCAGUACACGACGAAGGUGCCGUGGUGGGGCGACACGCCUUGCUCCAUGAUAAACGGCACGGACGGCAACAAUUUCCGUCCCUUCCUCACGAAGGAAUCGAAAAUUUAUGCGUUCAACCCCGACGUCUGCAGUUCUCACCUCAACUUCGAGUCCUUUUUCGAGGAAUGCCUUAUCUUGCUUCUAAAAGCUCCUACAUUCUCACCAGAAUACUCAGAUACUCAGAUCCAGCAAGGAAUCGGAGCACGUCUCCAUUCCUACCGAUUUCCUCACAUUUCCUUGGCUCAUCCGGGUACCCAGUUAGCCACGUUGAAGGAAGGAGUGGAGACAUACGACCACUGGGUGAAACCAUUCGUGCCUGUCUACUGGUACACGUACGUGUUCAACGUCACCAAUCCGGACUGGCAAUCGAAAGGGCAAAGACCGAGGUUCCACGAACUGGGUCCCUAUGUCUACUGGGAAUUCAUGGAGAAGCGUAAUAUAACCUUCUACGACAACGGAACCUUAAGUUACCGACAGUAUAGAGCCUUCUACUUCCAGCCAGACAUGUCAAAGGGGAAGGAGACCGACGAAAUUUACACACUGAAUCCAGUUCUAUUGACAAUGGCUCAUCGCGCAAAAGACUUGAAGCUGCCGUUUAUCGCCCCAUUCACCGCGGAACUCAUAUGGACGCGGUUCAACAUGACCUUGAUGCAAAGGAUUAAGGUCAAAGAACUCUACUGGGGUAAGCGGUACCCAAUUUUGAAGCUCCUCAAGAACAUGGGAAUAAAAAAUUUCAGGGGUGUCAAGGACGACAAAAUGGGGAUAUACAUAGAGAGAAACGACACAGACGAUGGACUUUACUUGGUGGCUACAGGCAAGAAUAAUCCAGAAGAUUACACUCGCAUCCUGCGCUGGAAUCAGUACACGACGAAGGUGCCGUGGUGGGGCGACACGCCUUGCUCCAUGAUAAACGGCACGGACGGCAACAAUUUCCGUCCCUUCCUCACGAAGGAAUCGAAAAUUUAUGCGUUCAACCCCGACGUCUGCAGAUCCGCUCACAUGACCUAUAGGGAACCGAUGGAAUUCAUGGGCGUCCCCGGCUAUCGAUUCAGACCACCCCCGUGCACAUACGUAAGUUCUCGCGAUGACCCGGCCAACGCGUGCUUCUGCGAAACGAAGGAAUGCCUCGGCAACGGAGUCCUCAAUUCCUCGUCCUGCUUGGAAUCGCCGGUGACGUUGUCCUCGCCUCACUUCCUGCAUGCCGACCCCAAAUUCGUGAACGACGCGCCGGGACUGAAGCCUGUGGAGGAGGAACACGGCAGCUACGCCGAGCUGGAACCAAAUAGCGGAGUACCUCUGAGGUUGUCGAAGAAAGUGCAGGUGAGCUUCCAGCUGGCACCGUUGGCCGGAUUCCCCACUCUCCAGGGCGUUCCUGAUAUGAUUUUCCCCGUCACGUGGCUCGAAGAGAAAGCGAUCCUGAGCCCAGAGACGGCAGCCCUGUUCCACACUCGACUCCUGACCCCCCUGCUGAUCUCGAGCACGGUCUCGAAGGCCGCCAUCGUCCUCGGCGUCAUGCUCCUCCUGGCCUGGGUCCCGCUCUACAUCGCGAGGUCGGCCGGUCACCAAGGAGGAAUAAGGGGGUUUCACGGUGGAGCAGAUCCAAACGACGAUCAGAGAAAGAGACGAGAGGCUGAGAAAGAAGAUGGGAGACCGACGGAAGGAGGUUGGGAUAGUGUGGCACUUCCCAGUGCCGAUGGAGCCCGACCGAAUGGUUCUGAAGGUGCACCACUUCCAGAUGAAGUAGAAAGUGUAACUGAACUCGCGUCUGCAGCCCUUAUUGCAGCAACAGCAGAGACAGAUUGUGUUGCCAUGGAAGAUUCAGGAGAUCCACUUUUCAAUUAA